AUGGCCCAAUUAGUGGUGGAUUUAGAAGCCUUAGCAUGCUUGAAGGCUGUCCAGUUUGCGUUGGAGAUUGGCCUCACUCGAGUUGUGUUUGAAGGAGAUUCUGCAAUCAUCAUUAACGCUCUUCUUCACGGUGCGAGUGCGAUGGCUAGUUUUGGCAACAUUUUGGAUGAUAUUCAUAUGCAUUCUGCUGUUUUUCAGUUUGUGGAAUUUGUUCAUGUUAGUCGUAAUUGUAAUUUUUUUGCUAAUGCUCUUGCUAAGAAAGCUAAGUCAGACGUUGUGGUUCAAGUUUGGCUGCAUGAUUUGCCAUCUGAUAUUGCCCCUUUAGUUUUGCGUGAUGUUCAUUGA
Messenger RNA from Quercus lobata, 345 nucleotides. RefSeq lists its product as uncharacterized. The coding region runs from base 1 to 345 and encodes 114 amino acids. Lineage: Eukaryota; Viridiplantae; Streptophyta; Magnoliopsida; Fagales; Fagaceae. Gene Ontology annotation, molecular function: nucleic acid binding; RNA-DNA hybrid ribonuclease activity. The transcript has a single exon. The record is from RefSeq and is a predicted model, not a curated record.